UACGCGCGGGUUGACCGCGGGAAUCCAGUGCGCAUGACACUCGCAACCCCAAAACAAAGAUGGCGGAGUCAACAGCUCCACAAACUAAACUAAACGACGCGAAAACGGACGAGAAAGAUAAAGAUGAGGACGAUAGCAUAGACUUAGGGACUACCUCGCCGCCUCAAGUUGGGUUUAUUGGAACCAAGCACGAGUUCGAGACGAUUAAUUUUGACGCUGACGAGGAAGACGAAGACGAUACGAGUGGAUAUCACACAGACGAACGGAGGAAAAAACGCUUCACGAAAAAGAAGAAAAAGAAAGAAGAAGUCACCGAUAGUAGCUCAGACGACGAGGACGAUAGAGCAUUAGUUCCAGAUGAUACCAACCCAUCUGAUCUCACAUGGCCAUUAUGGCUGUGGUAUUAUGUAGUCGCUGUUUCCACAGGUGCUCUUAAAGUUGCAGAGUAUCUAGGGGAAAAACUGGCAUAUUUCUUUGGCAUCACGUCACCCAAGUACCAGUAUGUCAUAGAUGAGUUCUACAGGCUUAAAGAGCAGGAAAAAGAAGAAAAAGAAAGAGAAAGGAGAGAGAGAGAAUAUGUUGAGAAGAUGAAUGCCGAAAGACUAGCCAGGCUAGAGGGUGGGGACGGGUCACAGAAGCUGACCAUGCCAAAAGAGGAAGCUCUCCCACAAGAAAGAGACAAUGCGCCAGACACUAACAAAUCUUCCUGAGUUCUGGUACAGCAAGUAAUGCCAUAUUUAACAGGUUGUACAUUUUGUGCUAAUUUUAAUCCACCUGAGAGGCCCUUUUAAAUCCAGGAUUAUAUGGAAAUGAGGGGUGACUAUUCAGUCCAUUGGUCCAACUGACAUGAUACAUGUUUUUGUACAUAACAAGCCCAAUAGAAUGAGUUAUUCAUUUUAGUGGUGUACUCAGUCUGGAUCACUGUAAAAUUUAAUUCAUCCAACAAAAUCUCCUCAGUAUGAAGUUAUGCAGGUAAAGCAAUUUUUUUUUAAAGUUAGUUAAAGUUAGUUAUAAGAGGCUUUGAAUUCUCACAAACAAAAACAAAAUAAUAUUUUGUUCCACUAACAUCUCUUACUGUUUAAUCUCCCUUAUUGCUUAUUGCCUUUCUCACGGAAUGUGAGUUUAACAGUACCAUUUGUAAGUCUUUCCCGUGCAGUGUAAAGGUUGCAGCCCAACAAGUAGAGUUAAUUUAUCUGUAAGCACACAUUCUACUUUCUGCUGCAAGUUAUGAGGAGAAAAGCAGGAUUACUUUUUUUGGUCAGCACUAUCACUUAGGCUGGUAUCUGUGCUAAUAUGGUAUGAGUAGAAAAAUUACAGACAAGCUUUAGAAUACCGUAAUUAGUUGGCUGCAUAGGCAUGGAAGAAUCUUUGAAAUAAAUCAACACAAGGUUUAAAUGGUAAGAUACAUAAGCCUCUGCAAAAACAAAGCACUGUUGUUUUUCUGACAGUUUGAGCAUUAACCCUUUUUCUAUGUUUUUACAGAGGUGUAAAUCAUACCAUUUUAACUUUGUUCCUGUUCAUUUAUUUCUCUGAUACAGUACUACUUCCCAUGAUGCACCGCUGGCACACAAUGUUGUUAGAAAUGUCAUGUAACUUAUCAGUUAUUCACUUUUGUUGUUGUUGUUACGUAUUGUGACCUUCAUUCUUCGCGAGCAGUCCUCACCUGAUGUAUCACAAGUCACAUGGCAUUUUUGACAUUGGAAAUGUAUUUUUUAGUUGAAAGACAUUUUUAAGGUCAGCUGUACAAUACUUUAGUGAGGCUUAUGCCUUUAGUUGGGAAGAUAAAUGGGCCAAGUAUCUUGGAGUAAUAAUUGAUGUACAGUAGGUGAAGUUUACCCAACAUCGUAUGUUAAUAACUAUUUGUGAUAAUUUAUUUUUGUGCUGCAUUGAGCCACAUGGCCAAAACUGUACAUAAAUAGGAAGUAAUUGGGGUCCUCGCAUUGGUCUAAUUUUUUCCUGGUUUGACCAAAUUAUCGCAUGGUAGUCUUUAAGCUUUAUCACCAAAGUAUAGUAUAGUAAUAACACUAAUUUUUAUUAAAAAAGAAAAACAAGGAAUUU
Molecule: messenger RNA, 2058 nt
Organism: Nematostella vectensis (starlet sea anemone)
Lineage: Eukaryota; Metazoa; Cnidaria; Anthozoa; Actiniaria; Edwardsiidae
Product: protein FAM177A1
Exons: 4
Coding region: 60-710 (216 amino acids)
Source: RefSeq, a predicted model, not a curated record